ACUCUGCUUUUCUGGCUUUUAUCGUUUAUUGUCGUCAUUUUGAAAGGGAGCGGGUUUAUUUCCAGUCUCCAACGAAACGUUCAGAUGCGUUUCUCUGACAUCCGGCGGCCAGAGAGGACGUGAAGGCGGCAGAACCGGCAGAAUGGACCCGAACCAGAGGAGGCCUGGUUGUUUACUCCAGUAGUUCCGCCAUUGAGGUUUUAUUUGUCCACUGAAGUGAUGGUGAGGAUCCUGGGAACAUAAAUAUAUGCUGCCGGUCAACAUGGAGGAUAAAUACAGCAGCAACGUUUUGUCUGGAGGGAAACUGGGAAUGGUGGAAGUUCCUGAUUCAAGGUUAACCAGAUACAUUGUUCUGCUGAUCCUCUCAAAGAUCCUGAAGGCUUUAGGUAUUUUUGAAUCGUAUGACAUCCUGAAAGUCGUUCAUAUAGUUCAGUUCAUCUUCAUAUUAAAGUUAGGGAGUGCUGUUAUUCUGCUUGUCUUUCAAAAACCCUUUUCUUCGGGGAAAGUCAUCUCAAAGCGGCAGUGGAUAAAGUUGGUUAAACAUGCUGUUUUCAGCUGCGUUAUUUCCCUCCUGGGCUUCUUUGGUCUCACUCUCUGUGGACCUUUAAGGACUUUGCUGCUUUUCGAGCACAGUGACGUUGUGGUCGUCGCUCUGCUCGGCGUUCUCUUCACUAACUCAGGAGGCGGACCGUCCAAGACCAGAGGAGCAGCUUUGUUCAUCAUCGCUGUGAUCUGCCUCCUGCUCUUCGAUAACGACCAUCUGAUGGCGAAGAUGGGAGAUCAUCACCCGGAGGGACACCAUGACAGCGCGCUCACACACUUCCUCUACACGGCCAUUUCUCUGCUUGGAGUCGCAGAUCACAAGGGCGGCGUGGUUCUGCUGGUGAUGUCACUCUGCCUGAAGGUCGGCUUCCACACGGCGUCCAGGAAGCUGUCGGUGGAGAUCGGCGGAGCCAAGCGGCUCUACGCGCUCGACAACCUGCUGUCCGCCGCCGUGAUGCUGCCCUGGGCCGCCGUCCUGACCGCCACCACCGAGAGCAAAGUGGACUCCUGGUCUUCGCUCGUCGUCCCGUUCGCCAUGAUCAUCUUCUCCGUCGUGAUCCUGGAGUUUUACGUCGAAGCCGUCUGCAGCGCCAAGAUGGAGGCUCCGCGCUGCGCCCGCUACGGCGCCUUCGCCCUCUUCCCGGCCGCGCUGGCGCUGGCCAACUUCUGGACCGGCUCGCUGCGCCGCCCGCCGCAGCUCGCCACCGAGCACGUGCUCUCCGGCGGAGUCAUCGUCAGCGCCGUCUUCUUCGUCAUGGCCUCCAGCAUCCUGACGGCGCCGUCCAAGAAGGGGCAGAAGGGAACGCUGGUGGGCUACUCGCCCGAGGGAACGCCACUGUAUAACUUCAUGGGCGACGCCCUGCAGCACACGUCGCAGUCGCUGCGCUUCAUCAAGGAUUCGCUCAAACAGAUCCUGGAGGAGUAUGACUCCCGGCAGAUCUUCUACUUCCUGUGUCUCAACCUGGCCUUCACGUUCGUGGAGCUGUUCUACGGCGUUUGGACCAACAGCCUGGGCCUGAUCUCUGACGGCUUCCACAUGCUGUUCGACUGCUCCGCUCUGGUUCUGGGCCUGUUCGCCGCCCUCAUGACCCGCUGGAAGGCCACCAGGAUCUUCUCCUACGGGUUCGGCCGCGUGGAGAUCCUGUCUGGGUUCAUCAACGGCCUCUUCCUCAUGGUCAUCGCCUUCUUCGUGUUCGUGGAGUCGGUCACCCGCCUGCUGGAUCCUCCCAACAUCAACACCGACAUGCUGACCCCGGUGUCGGUUGGCGGUCUGCUGGUCAACCUGGUGGGAAUCUGCGCCUUCAGCCACGCCCACUCCCACGGCGGGAAAAGCUGCUCCUCUCACGACCACGGACACUCGCAUCACGGCCACGCCCACGGCGAGCACAGCCACGCCCACGGUGGUCAUGGCCACGCCCACGGCGGCCACGCCCAUUCCCACUCCCACGGCUCGGGCAGCAGAGGAAUGAACGCCAACAUGCGAGGAGUUUUCCUCCACGUUCUGGCCGACACUCUGGGCAGCGUCGGCGUCAUCAUCUCCACCAUCCUCAUCCGGCAGUUCGGCUGGCUGAUCGCCGACCCGAUUUGCUCGCUCUUCAUCUCCACGCUCAUUUUCCUUAGCGUCAUCCCGCUGCUGAAGGACGCCUGCGAGGUUCUCCUCCUGAGAACUCCUCUGGAACAGGAGAAGGACCUGAACGGCGCGCUGGAGAAGAUUGAGAAGAUUGAAGGAGUUGUGUCGUACAGAGACCCUCACUUCUGGAGACAUUCGGCCAACGUGAUCGCCGGGACCGUCCACCUGCAGGUCAUGUCAGACGUGGUGGAGCAGCGGAUCAUCCAGCAGGUGACGGCCAUCUUGAAAGACGCCGGGGUGAACAAUCUGUCGGUCCAGGUGGAAAAGGAGGCGUACUUCCAGCACAUGUCAGGACUCAGCACCGGCUUUCAGGAUGUUCUGGCCAUGACGCAGCAGAUGGCGUCCAUGAAAUACCCCAACGACGGGACUCUCAUCAUGUAGCGCCGUCUAAAGACUCAAAGAAAAACCCUACAGAUGUACAGUUUGUGUAAUAAAUCCGAAUAUGAUGGGUUCAUAUUCUUGUUCUGACGA
Poeciliopsis prolifica (blackstripe livebearer) is the source of this 2644-nucleotide messenger RNA. RefSeq names its product proton-coupled zinc antiporter SLC30A5-like. The record is from RefSeq and is a predicted model, not a curated record. Gene Ontology annotation, cellular component: Golgi apparatus; membrane. Lineage: Eukaryota; Metazoa; Chordata; Actinopteri; Cyprinodontiformes; Poeciliidae. Gene Ontology annotation, molecular function: zinc ion transmembrane transporter activity. Gene Ontology annotation, biological process: transmembrane transport; zinc ion transport; intracellular zinc ion homeostasis.